AUGAAGUCACUAAUUCUUUUUGUCGCUUUGGCUCAUGCCGUCUUCAUAAUUCAUUCAGCUGAACUUCCAAAUAAGGAACUCAAAAUAUCUGCAACCGUGGACAAGAACAUACCCACAGAUGGAUCUUCAUCAUCACUAACCGCUGACGCAAGUAUCAGCUUCGGAAAAUCGAAUACAAAAGGAGAAGAUGACGAUGAAGAAUACGAGGGAAGUGAUAAUGCUGGGAAUGAUGAAUAUAAAUACAAAUUAACCAAGAAGCUCGUAAAUAGUUGUCAAUAUAGUAAGAAUUAUAAAGACAAAACAAAUUAUGAAGAUUGUGGUUGUAAAUAUUAUGAAAGUGAGGAGGAUAACAAUGAGUAUAAAGGCUAUAAUAGUGAUGAAGAUACUUGUGGUUGUCAAGACAAUGAAGACGAAGAAGAAGAAGAGGAAGAGUACGAAAGCGAAGAGUUUGAGUCCUCUGAGGAAAUUAAAAAGUACAAGUAUUCAAAAUAUAACGACGACAAUAGUAACGAUAGUGAUAAUAGUGAUGACAGUGAUGACAGUGACGACAGCGAAGAUUCAGAAGAAUACAAGAAAAAGAAGGAUAAAAAAACGAAAGCAAACAAAUCGGAAGAAGAAAAACCAAAAAAAGAUAAAAUUGUAAAUUUAAAAGAAGAAAUCAAAGAAAAAAAGAAUGAUUUGAAAGAGAAAAAAGAAGAACUCAUAGAUGCCUUGAAGGAAAAAAAGAAAGAUCUGAUAAAUGAUUUAAAAGAGAAAAAAGAAGAUCUCAAAGAUGAUUUGAAAGAGAAAAAAGAUGAGCUUAAAGAUGUUCUGAAAGAGAAAAAGGAAGAUCUCAAAGAUGAUUUAAAAGAAAAAAAGGACGACCUUAAAGAUGUUCUGAAAGAGAAAAAGGAAGAUCUCAAAGAUGAUUUAAAAGAGAAAAAGGAUGAACUUAAAGAUGUUCUGAAAGAAAAAAAGGAGGCUCUUGAUGACAUAAAGAGUGAUUUGAAAGAUAAAAAGGAAGAUUCCAAGGAGGAGAAGGAGAAAAAAGAAGGAGAUCCUGAGUCUUUACGAUUUUAUGACACUUUAUCGAGCAAUAGGCACGAGAACUGCAGAGCAGAUUCUGAAUUAGAGAUUAAACUGAAUUCAAUUAAAAAUCCUAGACUUAGGAAAUUUUAUCCUAUAAGUAACUACGUCAACCACACCACAACCUACAAUAGCAACAACUAUGCGCAGUACAAGAGCUGCUACAACUACUUAUUCACCACCAACUGCUCAAAGAACAACGUCGUUAUCACAAAACUACGUAUUUUGUACACUAUUANACUGCUCAAAGAACAACGUCGUUAUCACAAAAUUGACGGCCCUGAUGACCUAUGGUUACCAUAUCGGCUUUCAUCUGCUGACACGCAAAAUGAACGUUGCCGCCCCCAGCAGGAUAAUGGUUCCAAUCAGUUCAGCUACAACGCACCCCAUAAGGAGCCCUUGGUCUACUCAUCUGCCACAUCCAGGACAGAUAAAUCUGUAACGGACAAACCUACUUCAGAUCCAAGUGCAUCUGCCGCAUGGACGACCGAUACAUUUGUAACGGAUAAACCUACUUCAGAUCCAAGUGCAUCUGCGGCAUCGACGACCGAUACAUCUGUAACGGAUAAACCUACUUCAGAUCCAAGUGCAUCUGCCGCAUCCACGACAGACAAAUCUGUAACGGAUAAACCUACUUCAGAUCCAAGUGCAUCUGCCGCAUCCACGACAGACAAAUCUGUAACGGAUAAACCUACUUCAGAUCCAAGUGCAUCUGCCGCAUCGACGACCGAUACAUCUGUAACGGAUAAACCUACUUCAGAUCCAAGUG
Molecule: messenger RNA, 1834 nt
Organism: Bombyx mandarina (wild silkworm)
Lineage: Eukaryota; Metazoa; Arthropoda; Insecta; Lepidoptera; Bombycidae
Product: alaserpin-like
Source: RefSeq, a predicted model, not a curated record